Messenger RNA from Acanthochromis polyacanthus (spiny chromis), 6235 nucleotides. RefSeq names its product teashirt zinc finger homeobox 3b (gene tshz3b). Gene Ontology annotation, molecular function: DNA-binding transcription factor activity, RNA polymerase II-specific; DNA binding. Lineage: Eukaryota; Metazoa; Chordata; Actinopteri; Pomacentridae. Gene Ontology annotation, cellular component: nucleus. The record is from RefSeq and is a predicted model, not a curated record. Gene Ontology annotation, biological process: regulation of transcription by RNA polymerase II. The transcript is spliced from 3 exons. Bases 838 to 4524 code for a protein of 1228 amino acids.
ACUUGCCCCUCAGCGGAUUUUUCAAAGCGCUCUCGGACAAAAUAACGUAGCCGCGCCAGGAAGGGCAGCGUGUGGGCGCCCAGUCCCGACCGUCACCUCCUCCUCUUCUUCCUCCUCCUCUUUUCUCCUCCGCUGUCGGUCCAGAGAAUUAACUAACUGAAAAAAAGCUGCAUGUGGCUUUUUUUUUUUUUUUUUAAAUUUUUGGCUUUUUUUGUGACCACCAACGGGACUUGCCAGAGGCGAGUGGAUUUUUAUGAGAUGGUUUCAGGCAUGUUUCAGCUGGUGUACCUCUUGGCUUUGAAUUGUGCGUGAUUACCGGGAGGUGGAAAAAAGCGAGCUGCUCAUGGAUAGCGCGGCGGAGGAUCAGCCCGUAAACUUGCCUGUUGCAGCCACCAAGUAGAGGAUCACACGAAGACACAAAGCGCUCUCUUUUUUUCUUUACCUUCCCUUCUGUUUUUCUACCGCGGAGCCCCCUCUUCCAGCACCCACAUCGCGUCCAUCCAAGUCGGAGCAGGCGAGAGAGCAAUCAAGCAACCGACGAGAGACCAGCCAACCGGGGGAGCCACAGUGGUUUCCCCCCCACUACCCCCCAGCCACCACACACACCUCCUCUCGCUUUGAAUUAUCUUCGCACCCACUGGCUCUUUUUCUCCUCUGAUUUUUUUUUUCGAAAACUGCACACCCUCCCGUCCUUACACCCACCCACCCCGAUCUAUGUGGGUGCCCUGAGAGCGCACCCAGGGGGGGAAACUGUGUAUCAAAGCUCCGCUGGUCCCCCAGGCAGCCUCGGAUCACCGUGGCCAGAGACAAACUCCCUGCCGGGCCCCCAAAGCCGACAUGCCGCGGAGGAAGCAGCAAGCGCCUCGGCGCGCCGCAGCAUACGUCCCUGAAGAUGAGAAGGAAGCAGCCUUGUUGGAUGAAGACUUGGAUGGAGAAGACUCAGCUCAGGAAGGAGAGGAGCCUGCUACCAAGUUCCUAUGUCAAGAUAAGGAUUUCCUUCUUAAGGACAGGCCAGGAUCUGCUGGCUUCCAUGACUCCCCAAAUGCUGCUGACUUUUCUGGUCAGGAGCUGGACAGUGAGUCUCACUUGAGUGAAUCUAGUGACAGAAUGUCUGAUUUUGAGAGCUCUUCACUGAGAAACGAGGAUGAUGUUCUCCUCUCUAAAGACCCUUCACAUGCUCUUUCUCCAUCUUCCUCUGCUGUCAUGAUGGCUGCAGCUAAUGCCACUGUCCCAGUAAGUGGAGAUGAGGCCAUAUUAGCUGCAACAGGGUCUGUGGCUGACAGCCUGGAGAAGAUGAAGGCCAUUUACACCUCCUUUUUGACCAACUCGUAUUGGUCUACACUGAAUCUGAACUUGAGUCAGCCCCCUGCAGAAAAACCCCCUCGCAGUCAUAGCAGCAGCAGUAGUAGCAGCAGUAGCAGUAGCUGUGGCAGUGGAGGCUAUGACUGGCAUCAGACAGCUAUGGCUAAAACCCUCCAGCAGGCCUCACAGAACCACCACAACAGAGUGGGCCUGGUUCAACAUCCCACACUGGCUGUGUCCACAGCGUCCACAGAACCCAACCUUUUUAGUACUGUUCAGCUGUACCGGCAGAGCUCUAAGCUCUAUGGUUCCAUAUUCACUGGUGCCAGCAAAUUCCGUUGUAAGGACUGCAGUGCAGCAUAUGACACUCUAGUAGAGCUCACAGUACACAUGAACGAGACAGGCCACUACCGUGAUGAUAACCAUGAGACAGAUAGUGAGGGUACAAAGCGGUGGUCAAAACCCAGAAAGCGUUCUUUGCUAGAGAUGGAAGGGAAGGAGGAUGCACAGAAAGUUCUGAAGUGCAUGUACUGUGGACACUCCUUUGAAUCCCUUCAGGACCUAAGUGUCCACAUGAUCAAGACAAAACACUACCAGAAAGUGCCUCUGAAAGAGCCUGUUACACCAGUGGCAGCUAAAAUUAUCUCAUCGGCCCGAAAGAGAGCCCCUAUUGACCUAGACAUCCCUAGCUCACCGGACUCUAACGGAGGCACCACACCUAAGCCCACCUCCCUCAGUGACUCUAAUGACAUGACACUCCAAAAGGUCAGCAACCCUUACAUCACACCUAACAACCGCUAUGGACACCAGAAUGGUGCUAGCUAUGCCUGGCAGUUUGAAUCCAGGAAGUCACAGAUUCUCAAAUGCAUGGAGUGUGGCAGCUCGCAUGACACGCUGCAAGAGCUAACUGCUCACAUGAUGGUGACGGGACACUUUAUUAAAGUUACCAACUCUGCUAUUAAGAAAGGCAAACCAAUUAUAGAGUCACCCACUCAAGCCCCUACAUCCAAUUCAACAGCUGAAGAAAAGGUGCAGUCUGUUCCCCUGGCUGCUACCACGUUCUCCCCUCCACCUGCCCCGGUGCCUCCUCCAAGCAGUAUCUCCCCCACUGCAAUGGUUGCGGAGAUAAAAAAGGAGGAAAAAGAAGAGGAAUGCACUAACGAGUUCAUUAUUAACAAUGGUAACAGUCUCAACAAGGAGAAGAAGGCGGGCGGUGAGGAGGAGGCUGAGGAGAAGUUUGAUAUUUCUUCAAAAUACACCUAUCUGACUGAAAAGGAUCUGGAUGAAAGUCCAAAGGGGGGUCUUGAUAUCCUUAAGUCCUUGGAAAACACAGUGACCUCAGCCAUCAACAAAGCCCAGAAUGGAGCUCCGAGUUGGGGUGGAUAUCCCAGUAUCCAUGCUGCCUAUCAGCUUCCAAACAUAAUGAAGCUCUCUCUAGGUAACUCCGGAAAGAGCUCUCCCCUAAAAUACAUGUUCCCUGGGGGGGAGAUUCUCUCACCCACUGGUAAGAGCCAACCACUGAUCUCACCUCCCAGCCGCCAGACCUCCCCACUGCCUAAAAACAACUUCCAUGCUAUGGAGGAACUGGUCAAGAAAGUGACAGAGAAAGUGGCAAAAGUAGAGGAGAAAAUGAGAGAGCCCAAUGUUGCUGCAAGGGGUUCUCCUCUGAGAUGUACCACACCCUCACCCUGUAACAGUGAGGCAGGGGACUCAGCCCGAGGAGAGUCCCCCAAGGAAAAUAGAGCAGGAGGCUGUAAAACUCCUGAGAAUACAAGUGGAGUGGAAAAAGUAACAGGAGAUGGCAAUGGAACCAAUCACAGAGAUUCAAAUGGUGAUAUUUCCAUGAAGGAGUCUGUGGAGAAUGGAGUAGAAUCCACUGCUGUGACAUCACCUCUCCCUGCCUCUCUGUGUGGCAGUACAGCGAUCAUCACAGAUCAUCCACCUCCAGAGCAGCCAUUUGUCAACCCUCUAAGCGCACUGCAGUCAGUAAUGAACGUCCAUCUGGGAAAGGCCGCUAAGCCUGCCCUGCCCUCCCUUGACCCCAUGAGUAUGCUGUUCAAGAUGAGCAACAGCCUGGCAGAGAAAGCAGCAGUAGCCGCUUCCACCCCACCAGCACAGACCAAAAAGACCAAUAAUGACCACUUAGACCGCUACUUCUACCAGCAACAUCUAAACAGUGACCAACCUAUAGAUCUCACCAAAGGAAAAAGUGCUGAAAAAGGCAGCAAUAGUGGUUCUUUAGGUUCGGCAGCUCUCUCUUCCACCACCUCCACCCCAUCUUCCGUUUCUCCCUCCUCUGCCGUCACCAUGACCAAAGCCUCAGCUGCAGUAGCAUCCUUUAUGUCCACCUCCCCUUUGCGAGAAAAUGCCCUCUCCGAUAUCUCUGACAUGCUGAGGAACCUGACAGAAAGUCAGGCUGUCUCCAAGUCCUCCACACCUACCAGUCAGUCUGAACGAUCCGACAUCGAAGGUGUCACACAGGAGGAGACAGAAGAUGUUUCACCAGCUCAGAAACGAAAAGGCCGCCAGUCCAACUGGAACCCUCAACACCUCCUUAUCUUACAAGCCCAGUUUGCUUCCAGUCUGAGACAAACAAAUGAUGGCAAAUACAUGAUGUCAGACCUGAGCCCACAGGAGAGAAUGCACAUCUCCCGAUUCACUGGUCUCUCAAUGACUACAAUAUCCCACUGGCUGGCUAAUGUCAAGUACCAGCUGAGGAGAACUGGUGGCACCAAGUUCUUGAAAAACUUGGAUUCAGGUCACCCAGUGUUCUUCUGCAGUGACUGCGCCUCUCAGAUUCGCUCACCAUCCACCUAUGUCAGCCACCUGGAAUCCCACCUGGGCUUUCGCCUGCGAGACCUUGCUAAACUUUCUGGAGAGCAGCUGCUCAGCCAGAUAUCACAGCAACAUCACCAACAACGCCACACCAAAGGACUAUCUGAAAAAUUAUUCUCUAACCUUCACGCAUCCAGCCACCCAUUACCCUCCUCCUUACCUACAUCCUUACCCAUCUCCCUGUCCUCAUCCUUAACCACCUCUUUGCCCUCGACUGAAUCUCCAUCACCCUCCCCGGAUGAUGAUGACAGUGGGGCCGUGUACCAGUGCAAGCUCUGCAACCGGACUUUUGCGAGUAAACAUGCGGUUAAGCUUCACCUGAGCAAGACUCAUGGGAAGUCUCCUGAGGACCAUCUCAUGUAUGUGUGUGAGCUGGAGAAACAGUAGCAGUGGAUGGGGACAAUGCUCUUUCAUAAUGGCUCACACUUUCUUGCUCUGUCUUUCUUUAGCCUUUCAUAGACAUUUAAAAAGGAAAAGGCUUCUUAAAGUGAUGGAACUACACGAAGAUGCCAUACAACUACUGCUCUGAAUUUUGGCACAUGAUUUUACAUUUUGUGUUGAAUGAGUUUUUUUUUUUGUUUGUUUGUUUCUACGUGAGGUACACUCACUCUGGCCCAACACAUUUGAUUUUGUCGCCUUUGACAGGAAUAGACUCUAUUUCAUAAUGGGUAAAUGGGGGCUGUUGUCAUUGAGAAAAGACAGUAUAUGAAGGUUUUAAAAAGAGAUUCAAAAACGCAGUGGUGUGCAUUUUGAAACUUGUGUAAAUGGAAUUAAGUUCCUUUAUAUUUUGGCAUCACUGAGGUGUGAUAAGCUGCAUGCAUAAAUAAAACAGUUUAGUUAAACAUUUUAUAACUAAACCUGGUGCACUUUCCAUGUUUGUUUUUUUCACUCUCCUGAUUGCUCUAUCUUCUGUUUUGUUUUGUUUUUUUUAAUAGCGUUUUGUGCUGGAGUCAGGAUUUAAAUUUUAACCCUCUGAGUACGUUAAAGCACUUCUACACUUAAGAUCCAAACACUAUUGGUUUAAUAUUUGAGAUUGGGAAUUACCUAGGAUAUUGUGAGAAUUAGAUGUGCAUUGUGUCACCAAUGCUUGUUUCCCAGAGAUAUUGUAUGCCAAGUUUUACCCUAGACAUGAAAGCAUUUUUAGGAGACUCUCCAGUGCAAGAUUUUCAUCUUGAGCUUCAUAUUUGUCUGGCAGAUGCUCACAGGACAUGACACAAGCUGUGUGAUUAAAAAAAAAAGAACAAAAAAGAAAAAAAUGUUUUACUUUGGUUAAUCAGGGACCUAUAUUAAUUCAGGUCUGUGUAAAAUAUGUAUAUAAAACAUAUUAAUUAAUCCCUGUCUAAAUUAUGCAUCAUUUCUAUAUUUUUAAUUUAAAAGGAUUAUGACUAUCUGCUGGUGCACAGUAUAUGAAGACAUAAAUAAAAUUGUUUUGCACAAUAGUUUUAUAAAUGUGUUAUCUAAUCAAAGGAUACAAAAAAGGGAGGUAGCAAAAGAUUGACAAGUGAAUCUUUUUAUUCCCAAUUCGUGCUCAAAGGGUUAAAGACUCUUUUUUUAUCAGACACUACUCUACAUGUGCCCCUGUAUGAACACUAAAAAGAUAUUAAAGGUUGUACAAAAAGAAAUUACUUUAUGAAGAUAUUUCACAUGUAAACUGUUAUUUAUAAGCACUCUUGGUUGUUUCAUAUCGUUGAAUGCCUUUUUGAUUGGUCCUUUUUCUUUUUCUUUUUUUUUUUUUAGUUCUGUCUAAUUACUCUGCCAUGAUUCCACACUGCAGCUUUAUCUUUUUGGAUAUGAAAGGUAACCAUGGUUACACUUACCUCUUGAGUGACAAGAUCUGCUACAUUUUUGGCAGUUAAUUUGCUGAAGUAACUGACAGCUGCCAGUGUAGAGAAAUAAUGAAAAAAAAAAUCCUUAAGUGUAAAAUAUCGGCAUGUAAAGAGCACAGAUACUGAUAUGCAUUCUGUGCCGUUAGUCUUUUUAAUUUUGUUCUUUUGUUUUCUGUUGUUGUUGUUCUUGACAAGGAACCCCCAUUAUAUGACUUCAUAUAACCUUGUUUUCUACUGCAGCAUUAAAAAAGGAAACUGUUUUUUUGCAAUAA